This is a messenger RNA of Callorhinchus milii (elephant shark), 1758 nucleotides long. Its product is annotated as brain-enriched guanylate kinase-associated protein. Gene Ontology annotation, cellular component: synapse. The transcript is spliced from 5 exons. NCBI's taxonomy places the organism in Eukaryota, Metazoa, Chordata, Chondrichthyes, Chimaeriformes, Callorhinchidae. The record is from RefSeq and is a predicted model, not a curated record. Bases 1 to 1758 code for a protein of 585 amino acids.
AUGGAAGAGAAAACCAACUAUGAAAUUAUCAUAAAUACAUUUAGUUUCAGUUCUUUGGAAGAACAGAACGACGACCUGCAGAAACUAUUGUCUUACACUGCGCACACACUGGAGUUUCAGGAAUCGGAAUUUGAGGCAGCAAAGCAGAUCCUGGAGACAGAGCUGGACGGCGCUCAGGAAGAGGUGAUCAAACUGACCGAGAAGCUGCAAAGGGUACAAAACAGCCAUGCAGCACUACAGAGAAUUAACCAGGACCUUGAAGACAAACUUCACAUGAUGGCACAACUUCAUGAAGACAAAAUGAGGAAUCUUGAACAUGAGGUCAUUACUCUAAAUAACCAUCUAAUGGAAGCCAAGAUAACUAUUGAUAAAUUAACAGAGCAAAACGAACUCUAUAGGAAAGAUCGAAAUUUGGCAGCUCAACUGUUACAGUGUGACAAGCCUCCUUACAGGACACAUAGGCCUUCAGAGAAUCCAACAGAAUUUCAAGAGAGAGUUUGUCUUCACGUGGAAAAGCCUGAACCAACUAGUCCACCAAGUUCUCCUGUUGGGCCCUCACUCACACAAGAUGCUAGCAGUAUGCGUAACAAUUUGGUGAAUGUGGACAAAUUUGGCCAAAGGUUUCCAUACAAGGCUGAUUUAUAUUGCAGUGACACAGCUCUUUAUUGUCCCGAAGAACGAAAGACAGACAGGAGACAAAGUUUUGAUGUGCAAACGAAAGCUGUUGAGUUUUUCCGAACACAAAGCCUCACGGAUGGUUGUGGAGACAUCGACAGUCUGCAAGCAAGUCUUUCAAGUGAACAUCUUGCCGAUAAGACCCCUUCAUUAGCUCCCACCACCUACCCAGGCUGCAAUGUGGUAGCAGAGGAGAAAGGACCCAUACAAACUGAAACCAUCUCGACUUCUACCAUUAGUUUGAGGGAUAUUCAUGACAGAAAGUUCCAUGUUUCACAAAAUCAAGGUAACUACAAUUCUAGUUUUGUUCAGGGAAGACCAACACAACAAUUCACAGAGAUGGCACAUGCUCACCAGAAUGGGUCCCAUUCAAAAACUAUUCCGACACGCUUCAGUAAUCCACUGCCAGCCUCUAGGAUGAGCUCCCCGCAUGGAGGCAUCCCAAAGCUGUACAAUGAACGAAGAAAUAUGCCAAUUCCAGAAAAAGAUGUAAUAGGCCAUUGGAGGCAAACAAGAAUGCAGGAUUCAACCACCGCUUCACACAGGGUUCCUGGAAUAAUUUCAGCUUGCAGCCAUAAAGAUCAGCUCUUCCGAGGAUGUCCAGUGAAGCCAGUGGAUGAUGGGACAAACCAUUUCUUCACUGCUUCUUAUCGAGAUUACUUUCCUGACGGAGAGGAUUCAUUUCAAACCAGGUUUACAGAAUCGGGCUUUGGAGCCAAUGACUGUCAAUCCAGUUCAGAAACCGAUGACAAUAAUGAUCAGAAUUAUGACAAAUUUGCUAUUUGCAAGCAACGUGAUGCCAGAGGAGACCCUAAAGUCUUCAUCAAUAAAAACAGCACAAAUCAAACCUGCGUGCAAAAUGCAGAAUACCUCAGAAAGGUACUAAAAGAAUAUGUUCAUGUUGGUGCAAAUAGUUCAGGAGAGUAUGUACACCAUCCCAAAGUGCAAGCUUUAGAGCUCCAUCAUCUAUCCUUAGAUGCAACUGAUUUUAAUAGCAAAGUUGGAUCAGUAUUGAAGCUGGGUGGUCUAAACAGGAAAGACAGUCUCACAAAGGCUCAAUUAUAUGGAAACCUGCUCAAUUAA